Messenger RNA from Pseudoliparis swirei, 1610 nucleotides. RefSeq names its product serine/threonine-protein kinase pim-1-like. The record is from RefSeq and is a predicted model, not a curated record. Gene Ontology annotation, cellular component: cytoplasm. Gene Ontology annotation, molecular function: ATP binding; protein serine/threonine kinase activity. Lineage: Eukaryota; Metazoa; Chordata; Actinopteri; Perciformes; Liparidae. The transcript is spliced from 8 exons. Bases 1 to 1482 code for a protein of 493 amino acids. Gene Ontology annotation, biological process: negative regulation of apoptotic process; regulation of mitotic cell cycle; protein autophosphorylation.
AUGGGGGACAUUGGUGUCGUCGUCCCUGUAGGAGUGAAGAGGAAACGAACGGAAGAUGAGGAAAGCCGAGAGAGCAAGAAAAGCAGGGGACAGGACCUCAUCCCCUGUGACAAUGAGUUGCUGUCCACCUCAGAGGACAUUGGUGUCGUCGUCCCUGUAGGAGUGAAGAGGAAACGAACGGAAGAUGAGGAAAGCCGAGAGAGAGUGAAGAGGAAACGAACGGAAGAUGAUGAAAGCCGAGAGAGCAAGAAAAGCAGGGGACAGGACCUCAUCCCCUGUGACAAUGAGUUGCUGUCCACCUCAGAGGACAUUGGUGUCGUCGUCCCUGUAGGAGUGAAGAGGAAACGAACGGAAGAUGAGGAAAGCCGAGAGAGCAAGAAAAGCAGGGGACAGGACCUCAUCCCCUGUGACAAUGAGUUGCUGUCUCCCUCAGGGGACAUUGGUGUCGUCGUCCCUGUAGGAGUGAAGAGGAAACGAACGGAAGAUGAGAAAAGCCGAGAGAGCAAGAAAAGCAGGGGACUGGACCUCAUCCCCUGUGACAAUGAGUUGCCGUCCACCUCAGAGGCCAUUGAAAGCACAAACACACCCGAGGCAGCUGUGAGCAACAAGAGAAGCGUCAACGGGAAGAGGAAGGCGGUCGCAGAUGACGGACCGGUUCAGAAGAAGAACAGGACUCUAGACGCGUCAGCCAUGUUUAAGGCCAAGUACCUGCAACAGAAGAAACUUGGUGAAGGAGGAUUUGGAUGCGUGUAUGCUGGCAUCCGCAGAGUGGAUAACCUGCCGGUCGCCAUCAAGCAUAUCGACAUAGACGAAGACCUCUUCUUUCACGAAGACAGUAAUGGUAUCAACAUCCCCAUGGAGGUCGCUGUCCUAUUGAAACUAGAGGCCAACUCGGAGCGACAUUCAGCAGCCAUUGGCCUGCUGAACUGGUACAUCAUAGAAGAGAAGCAGAAGCUGAUCCUGGUGAUGGAGAGACCGAUGCCGUCCGUAGACCUCUUCGACUACAUUCAAAGCAAAGGAGGCGUCUUGAAGGAAACGGAAGCUAAGGAUAUAAUAAGGCAGUUAGUGAAUGCAGCCAUUGAGCUCCAGCGGAACAACAUUUUCCACCGGGACAUUAAGGUGGAAAAUCUCCUGAUUGAGACCUGCAUCGAGUCGCCGCGAGUUCGCCUCCUCGACUUCGGUCUGAGCUGCUUCGACGACGGAAAAGAAGUCCAUAAGGAAUUUUGCGGUAGUUUCGCCCCCCCAGAGUGGUACAGUCAGGAGGAAUAUAAAGCCGGACCCACAACAGUAUUCACGAUCGGAGUGGUCAUGUAUUUCAUGCUCCACAGAGUGACAGUCAGUCGGUUCAAGUCCUUUCGGAAUCUGAAAAGCAGCUGGUGGAUUUCCGAAUUUUGCAGAGAUUUCUACAAGAAGUGCAUGGAUCGGGACCCGGAUGAGCGGUUCACCCUGGAGCAGCUGAAGAAUCACCAGUGGCUGAGAUGAGCCAGACGGGACACCGGGCGCUGGAGGCGGAGGGUUGAGCCCUGUGUGUUUUAAAUUGGAACAUAUGUGAUAUAUGUGAUCUGGUGGCACCUGGUGUGCCAUUAGAUAGAGUAAGCCCCGGGGGCUGG